This is a messenger RNA of Onychostoma macrolepis, 5269 nucleotides long. RefSeq lists its product as uncharacterized. Gene Ontology annotation, molecular function: GTPase activity. NCBI's taxonomy places the organism in Eukaryota, Metazoa, Chordata, Actinopteri, Cypriniformes, Cyprinidae. The record is from RefSeq and is a predicted model, not a curated record.
UCAACAGCCAAGUCUUUUCCCACAGACUUUAUUCUAAGGGAACUAAUAUGAAUCUGUCAGAUGAUCUGUCAAUGGCUACAGGGACAAUACAUUUCAUCACUUGGAAUGUUAAUGGACUUAAAGAACAAAGAAAUCAAAAAUUUAGAGAAAUACAUAAUGCUAAUGUUGUUUUCUUACAAGAGACACACAUUGGGGAAGAAGAUGAUCAUAUUUUAGAAUGCAGUGAAGAUGAGUGGCAUAUUUUCUUCACAAAGUUCACAUCAUCCCGAAGAGGGACAGCUAUACUUGUCAGGAAAACAUUAGACUUUGAAUACAUCAGUGAAGACAAAGAUACUUAUGCAGGAUAUAUUGUGUUGAAAUGUAAACUGCAAAGUCAGUUGUACACACUUGUUAGCAUUUAUAACCACCAAACUGACACAAAAACCCUAGAUAAACUUUCAAGGUACCUGCAGUUAAUGGCCACAGGGUUGCUGGUGAUCGGUGGAGAUUUCAACACUGUUCUCAAUCCCUUCAUCGACAAAAAAUGUUAUACCAACAGAGUGACAAAUAACCGAACUCAGAGCAAACUGCUGCCCUGUGUGGAAAAUUUGAUGAAAUCUCUUCAGCUUGUCGACAUCUGGAGAAGAAAAAACCCUGUAAAGCAGGAUUACACGUUCUGCAGAGGAGGAACUUCAUCAAGACUGGAUUACUUCUUCAUUCCAGAAGAAUGCUUGUGGCGUGUCAGAAGUUGUGACAUCAGCGAUUCAGAGAGACCUGACCAUCAGCCUUUGUCCUUGAAGAUCAACAACGUCUCCACAGACACUUUACAGGAACAUCUCCAGAUACAAUCACUCUCCCAGCUGCUCAGGGAUAAAAGUCAUUUUGGGAUCGAUUUGUCGUUGGUUCAGGAAAGCUCUCAUGUACUCAGCGAGGUUGACAUCGUCUCAGCUGUACAUUCUCUUCAGGUGUCAGACACACCGAGACCAGAUGGCAUUCCAGUUUCCUUCUACAAAGACAACAUUCAAGAUAUAAUUCCAUACAUAAAGGUGCUAUAUGAUGGGAUCUACAGUGGCAAUUUAAACUGCUCUGAGAAACAGUUUAAUGAAUCUGUGAGAAGUCCACAUGACAACAGUCAACACUUCUUUAAUGUUGACUACCUCAUCAUCGCAACUAUUCUAGCAAGACGCCUAGAAGACUUCCUGGAGUCUCAGUCGGAGGGGCGGAUACCAAGAGAGUCAAAUCCUGUCCUGAUCAGUUCCAAAGCCCUCAGCACUCAGACCGUGCUGUGCUGUAUUGAGAAAGAGUUAGAAAGGCAUUCAACUUCCCAACUUUUUCCAGCUUUGUCUCAGGACUUCCUUUCUGUGAAAAGCCUUGUUAGAAGCCCUUGUCAGGGCUGCCCUUUGACCCCAGUCCUCAUAUCUUUAGCACUAAAAUGCUUUGCCUCGGAGCUAUUUAAGAAUUUAGAAAAGCAUGCAUUUUAUGUUUUCAAACAAAGUGUGAUAGUCUGCGUCCUUCCGGAGGACCUACAUCAGGUACAUGCUAUAGUGAGAAACAGCACUGAUGAAGAAUAUGACAUUGUGAUAUUACCCAGAGGAAAUGGUGAACCUUUACAAGAAACCAUCCUGGACAGUGAGUCUGAGAUGGAAGACUGGGAUAGACAGAUGGAUGGAGCAGAAGAACAAUGGCCUAAAAGAGCCGCAUUCAAAAUGUCAAGCAUGUAUGCUGUUGUAACCUUGCAAGAUUCAGAUGAGGUGAUGCUGGCAGCAUCAAACUGGCUGAACGCAGACAAAACACAAUGUCACUGGCCCCCGUUCAGAUCAGCAGAGAAGUACAUGCAAGCUGUGAAAGACAGAACCGAGCCUUCAACAGCAGGAAAACCAUGGGACAUGUUAAACACUCUCUUACAUGCAGAAUAUGACACCUAUCAGGAGGCUGUGAAGAAACAAGAGGAACUUGUAAGAGCACAGAAAGAUGGUUUGUAUGCAGUCAUUAUCCUGCAAGAAUCAAGUGAGCUGACUGUGAUACCAACAAACUGGCUGAAUGAACACAAGACACAAUGUUACUGGCCUCCAUUCAAGGCACCUAAGACGUGCACAGACGCUGUAAAGAACAGACUUGAACCUGCUAGAGGAGAAAAUCCAUGGGAGAUGCUGAACAUCAUAUUUCAUGAAGAACAUGCCACUUAUGAGCAGGCUAAAGAGAGGGAAGAAGUACUCAGACAGCAGACUGAACCACCCUCCACAUCUUUUGGAUCUCUUGAAAGACAAAACUCUCCACUGCGGUCAGGAAUGUCCACUGGUGGCUUUCCCACCCAAACUACAGUAAUUAGUCAUGGUAUUAAAAGAAAACGUGAUGAGUCUCCAGAUAUCACUGCACAGUCACUGAUGACUACAGAUUUGGAGAUAAGAAACAAAGCAAAGCAGAUCAUUGAAGGAGUUAUGGUCCAAAUUCAGGCCAUAAAGAACACAGACCACACAGUAAAUGCAUUAAAAACCGACAUUGUAGACGCUGUUUCAAAGCUAAAUAAAACUGAUAAAGACAGCAUAAAGAAGGCAACCAUAGGGAUGUUUGGAAGAACAGGAGUAGGAAAGAGCUCUCUAAUAAAUGCAAUCCUAGGAGAAAAAUAUUUACUGCCUUCCAGUUGUACGUCUGCAUGCACAUCUGUGAUUACACAGGUGGAAGCAAAUCUGAGCGACUCCAACUACACAGCAGAGAUUGAAUUCAUUUCUAAAGAGGAAUGGGAAAAUGAGAUUGUUUCAUCAGAAAAAAACAAGGAUAGGGACAACCUUAUAACAGAAAGUAUUGAAGAACAGAUCAUUGCACUGUAUGGAGCUGAUGCAGGGAAGAAAACUUUAAAAGAGCUCAAGAAAGAGGACAAAUAUAUUGAAAUUAACAAUGUUUUGUCCACUGGGAAGAUGACAAUCUCAAAACAGAAUUUGUCUGAUAUUACCCGUGAAGUUGCUCAAUACAUAAAAAACAAUGAGUUAAAUCCUGGGUGGUACUGGCCGCUUGUGAAGACUGUAACAAUCAAGACUCCUAACUGUCGUGAACUCCUGGAGAACAUUGUCUUUGUUGAUAUUCCUGGUACUGGAGACUGCAACAAGAUCAGAGAUGGCCUCUGGAGAUCUAAACUAAAACACUGUUCAUCUGUGUGGAUUGUAAGUGACAUCAACCGAGCAGUCUCAGACAAAGACCCCUGGGAGAUAUUAGAGCACUGCAUUCAAGACUUGGGAGGAGGAGGAGAGUGCAAACACAUAAACUUCAUCUGUACCAAGACUGAUCAAAUUAAUCCAAAGGAAUAUCUUGAAAAUGAACAACUUGAUGAACAAAUGACUGGACCAAAGGAUCUGAAAACAAAAUGCAUACUUCAUAGAAACAACCGUGCAAAGGAAGCAGUGAAAAGAAAAUUAAAAAAUGCUGGAAACAGGGAUUCAAAAGAGAGAUUCAUCACUGAUGUUUUUACUGUAAGUUCUGAAGCGUUCCUGGAUCCAGAAAAUCCUGUUCUGGAAGCUACAGAAACCGAGAUUCCAAAACUGAGGGAUGUUCUGAAGAAUCUUAAUAAGAACAUCAACAGAAAACUGACCAGAGAUUAUGUCAAUGAAGCAAAAGGGGUUUUGUCUCUGAUCCAAAGUGUCCAACUGGAUGCAGAUGAAAAAAUGACAAAAGCCAAAGUCCACAGGGAUCUGGAGAUAAACCUACAUAAGGCACUGAAAGAGUUGGGGUGUCAGUUUGACUCGUGUUAUAAGGUUCUGGAAGAUUGUCUCUCAGCUGGAGUAGAAGAAUCAGUGAGCUCAUGUGUUAAGACCACACAAGACAUGAUCAAAUCUGUUCGACCAAAAGAUAACAGAGGUUUUCAUAAAAUUUAUCAAGCGAUGUGUAAGAGAAAAGGAUAUUACUGGCCAAAAGACUGGGACGCACCUUUAGAUUUAAACACAUGUUUGAGCAAGCACAUGUAUGACAACCUCGAUGAGGAGUUUGAAUUAAUAUUUCCUGUUGAUGAAAAUGUCAAGACAGGGAAAUCACUGCAAGAACAUCUUGAUAAGUUCAGCGUCAUCCAGAGUGACUCCCCAAGAUCAUUAUGGCAAAAACACAUUGAGAACUUCAUCAAAACACGGGAAUACAAAGUGAAGGCAUUACUCAGCAGAUACAUAGUUGAGAAAAAGAAGGAAAUCUACUCAUCAAUUCAAACAACCAUUCAAAAGAAAAUGACACCUGGCUACACAAAAGCUGCACAGCAGAGAGGAGAAGGAGUCAUGCAGAGGAUGGAGAAAAUCAUAACAGAGACAAUUGAGCAGUUAAAAAAUCAAAUGUUCAAUGAAGCGAAAGUGAAAGUGACUGAUAUGUUAAAAACCUUGAAGCUGCAUAUCAUGAAAACCCUCGAAUCUGAGCUAAAACCUUCAGUGGAAGUCUCGUUUUCACAUGCCGGAAAAAUCAGCUGGUUGAAUGUCUCCAGAGAGAUUCAAGAGCUGGAGAGACUGUCAGAACAACUCUCUUCCUGAGGUCAAGCAAAACUAUAUAUAUGUAGUUGAGGAAAAUAAGCAAUUUUGCCUUUUUUCUGUAAUACCUUUUCAUUGAACAUUAUUGAAUUCGUUUUAUUGAGAAAGUAGUUUAUUAAGAAAGACACCAAACAUAUUAUUGUAUUCAUUUUAUUGAGAAAGUAGAAAGUUUAUUGUAUUUGUUUUAUUGAGAAAGUGGUUUAUUAAGAAACAGACACCACACAUAUUACUGUAUUCGUUUUAUUAAGAAAAUGUUAUUCUGUAGCUUGUAUCAUCAAUAGGAAUAUAGCUAGGAGUGAAACCUGUAUUAGCAAGAGUUUUAAGGAAAGGAAUGUAAGCGUUGAUUGAUGUGUUGCGGACGCAGCGAAGGAGGCAUCUAAGAAGAAAGUCUCGGAGGAGAAAAAUGAGAAAACAGAGGACUUUAUAUAGGAAUCUUCUGAGGGAAUCUGCAGACCAUCAUGAUGAGUCAAUAGGAAUCCACCUGCUGUCUAUAAAGGACUGAAGUACGAUGAAGAGAAUCAGAUGCUGGUUCUGCGUGACAGCUUCUCCGGUGCCGGCGGCCUUGCCAGAGAUGCCUCUAGACAACCGAGCUUGCAAAUUAUAUACCUAUGUUUUUAUUUCUGUUUUAUUAUAUUAGUAUUUUGUUUGUAACGCAUUUAACCUAUAUACAAUAAAACUAUGCUUAAUAAUAACUAAGAAGCUCGCCUUCCUGAAGACUCUGAUUUAUAGACUUGAGCAGAACAGACCACGGAGAAGUCUUCUGAGACCUGUUUUGUAAGUGUCAAAAGGACAGA